This is a messenger RNA of Camelus dromedarius (Arabian camel), 3408 nucleotides long. It is a transcript of the gene SH3BGRL2, whose product is annotated as SH3 domain binding glutamate rich protein like 2. The transcript has 4 exons. The coding region runs from base 88 to 411 and encodes 107 amino acids. Gene Ontology annotation, cellular component: cytoplasm. The record is from RefSeq and is a predicted model, not a curated record. Lineage: Eukaryota; Metazoa; Chordata; Mammalia; Artiodactyla; Camelidae.
CGGCGGCUCUCAGCCGAGUUCUGCCUCCGUGUCCGCGCCAGCCCCGAGCCCGCGGGAGCACACGGUCCGUCCCGGAGCGGCGAGACGAUGGUCAUCCGCGUGUUCAUCGCCUCCUCCUCGGGCUUCGUGGCGAUAAAGAAGAAGCAGCAGGAUGUAGUGAGAUUUCUGGAAGCCAACAAGAUAGAGUUUGAGGAGGUGGACAUCACAAUGUCAGAAGAACAGAGGCAGUGGAUGUACAAAAACAUCCCCCCGGAGAAGAAGCCUGCUCAGGGCAACCCUCUGCCACCUCAGAUAUUCAAUGACGACCGAUACUGUGGAGACUAUGACAGUUUUUUUGAAUCAAAGGAAAGCAACACUGUCUUUUCAUUCUUAGGCCUAAAAUCACAGUUGGCAUCAAAGGCAGAACCUUAGUGAAGACACGUAGAAGAUGACAGAGAUGCAUUUCGGAGCACCCCCUGGUACUCAGCAUACACCUGCUUACCUAAUGCAUCACUGUGACAAAAGCCACAUGCAUUACCAGUAACUUUGCUUGCCAUGGAAAAGGUGUUUGGGGAAGACAUGGGUAUAACGGGAUUGCAUGAUUGCUUUAAACCAAAUCAGGACUGUGGUGGGUUUUUUCUUGUUUUCCGAAUUGCCUGCAGUUGCCUCACUCCCCCAGAGGUCCUGUAGCCUGUUACUGGUUUGCUUCCUGAAGGGCUGAGAGAUGAGGGGGCGGCACCAUCAGAGAGAAAAUGUUGGCUCUGCCCUGGGUUGUAGUUGACACCAGUAUUGCCCAGACCUGCUUCUCUUUAAGCUGCCUGGAUGGUGUCCUUGAAAUUAGUCUUCGGGCUCUUAGAAUAUUUUGAUCAGAAAGAAAAAAAGAGCAGCGUUGGUUGACAAAGGGCAGAAGAUUUUUGCUGCAGAAUCACAAGCAUCACUUUCCAGUGCUUUGUAGUAACUGUAGAAAGAAUUAGAUGUCCUAGCCUCCUUUUGAUAAUGGAAAUUCUCAACCCCAUAAAUCCCCUCAGCUCCUAUAGAUGUUCCCAGAAAUCGUUGCAACAAUGUGUGAUUAGAACCAAGUUACAAGGAUGAAAAUGAUUGCUAUUUUGAAAAAGAUAUGCUUCUUUAUCUCUUGCAAGGGGAAAGUUUCACCUAAGGCAUUAAGAUUGCUUAAAAGAUAUAUUUAAAGAGGUGCACUCAUUAGAUAGUAAAUUUAUAAGGAAAUUAUCUGACUCAUAUCUGAAGGCAUUUCAGCUCUAGCAACUGAUUUAUGCAAAAGUGCACAUAUAUUUUUAAAUGUAGCUCCCCUGACUAACAGCUGCUUAUUCUAUUUUGUGAAAGGAUUAUAUUUUUUGAGAAAGGGAGAUCUCGGUUAGAUGUAUUUUGUGAACACUUGAUGAGGCAUAUUAAAAGAUAUGAAUAUGGCUGUACACGUUAAUUUUUUUCCUCGAUUCUUCAUUGGUUCUCUAAAUUUACCAGCUUAUAUUUCUGGCCAGUGCACAGUCCCAGAUUUUCAGAGUAACGUGUUCUCAUUCCGCAUUUGAACGCUAGUGAUUUUUCAGAGCAGAACAUACAAGAAAGGGGCUAUCAGAGAGUAACUCUGAAUUGUACUUGGCACAUGAAAUUUCUCCUCUCUUUGGAGUGGGUGCUGAUAAACACUGAAUGUGUCUACUUCAUCAGGGCAGAGACUACUUCUGUGCAUCCUUGUCCCUGCUUAUGCAUUUUUUUAGAGUUUCUAGUUGCCAAACCUGGGAAUAGUCUUGACUAGGAUAAAUUCAGAGGGCUGCCUAAGGUCUGCUGUUCUCCGCGUCCUGAUGCUGAACUUUGCCGUUUAGAUUCUGAGCAGGAAAUUUGUAAGAAAUUUAAAGAACAGAAGACUUAAGUCACUGUCACCCGUGUUCUGUCUCCUUCCAACUUGCUGAGUGUGGACUAAAGAACUUACUGAUUGCUAAUGCCAAAAUCUGCAGCCCAGGACUACAACUGGAAGAAAAGCCUGCCACCGACUCCUGAUUGACUGGAUACAGAUACAGGAUCCACAAUUUUCCCUCCAAGGAAAACUGCUGUGAAAUUAUGACUAUUACUGCUUAGCUGGCAUUAAAUAAGAUCCAGGUUGAAUUCUAUUGGAUCAAUCCCAGGGACUAUCCAGGAUUUUUUUUUUUUUUUUGAACUGGAUAUCAUGGUAAAGUCUGAUAAGACUGAGAAUUUCUUUUUAAGAUACAGCAAUUUAAAAAAAAAUUAAUAUUAUGAUGCUCUAACUUAACAUUAGUCUACUCUUGGUGGUGAGCACCAAGAACCAAUUUGGGAAGGCUGAAUCUUUGUGAGUUCAGUUCUAGGGGUGAGGGGUCAGGCAAUACCAAACUUGCUAGACAAAGCUACUCAGACCGGCCUCAGAACUUUUGAAAUGCUCUGGUUAGAGUAGGCCUAGUAUGAUUCCCCUAAAGAGACUAGAGGAAUACAGUGCUAAAUUACUACCACAGGUAUACACCAUCCACCCCACCACCCCAAAUUUUUUUUUUUUUUUUUUAGUUUUGCUUCAGCAAAGAAAUAGGAGAGACCAGCCUCACCUGGUACCACGCUUGUUAUAAGUGAGCUCGAAGCACAUUGUAGGGUAUUUCCUACAGGACCCAGGCUCUGCAGAGUCCUGAGGUAUGGCCCUCUGGGACCACACUGUGUUCAGAGAAUAUUAUGUCCUUGUUCUGUUUUACCAGCUGAAUUCCAGACGUGUAAUGAUUUUCUUCCUCCCUCCUUUAACUAGCUGCCUUCAGGUUUGAAUCAUCACAGUCUUAAAAACCUCGGGAAGAAGUGGGUGGGAAUGGCAGACAUACAUGUAAUACUAAGAGCAUUUCAAUACAGAGUUUUUAUUUCCUGGAGUACGCUUAUUGGGGCAAAGAAAAUGUGCUGCUCAAAAUCAAAUUAUGCCAUUUUAAACUCAGAUAAAACCGAGUGCCAUCCUGCUAAGGUGUAUGCAGACUGGAAGAAAAUUUAGUUGGGGAAGUACUUGUUUUUCCAAAUUCUGGUAUUCUGUUAAAAUCAGAGGUGAAAAGGAAGAUUUUUUUUUCUCUCAGGCUCUAAUACAUUUUAGAUUUGUUUCUGUUUUAUAGAUUUAUGCAACACUCCCACAUAGAUGUUUUUAUAUUACAUGAAUUUAAUAAUGCACUAAAUUUAUUUUUGUCUUCUGUUGUUGAAAGGUACCAAAGCCUCUUUCUGUUUUGUUUUGUUUUGUCUUUUAUUUGAUUUUGCUAUCUAGGGUUUUGCUUUUUCUAGAAAUGCUUUUCAUUUAACAUCUUUUCUAAAGUGUCAGGGCCCACUUUGAUCUGCAUAAUUAUUGUUUCCAGAUUUCAAUUUGUGUGCAUUUGUCUCUCAAGGCAUUGGUGAAAUCUCAGAUUUUAUAUUAAGCAUUAAAGAGGAAUAAAUUCCAGAAAACACCUA